Zerene cesonia (dogface butterfly) is the source of this 1484-nucleotide messenger RNA. RefSeq lists its product as uncharacterized. The record is from RefSeq and is a predicted model, not a curated record. The transcript has 3 exons. Bases 139 to 1305 code for a protein of 388 amino acids. NCBI's taxonomy places the organism in Eukaryota, Metazoa, Arthropoda, Insecta, Lepidoptera, Pieridae.
CAGGUAUAAUAUCAAUAAAACAAACUGAAUUGAAUUAUUAGUAGAUAAAUUUUUUAUAUUUAUGUGUGGUAAAUCAAGUUCUUGCAUUUAUUGAAUAUGUCAAAUAGAUUUUGUUUAUUCGCAUUUGUCAAUUGAAUUAUGUCUGCUCGAAAUUACUUGUCUGCAAGAGAGAAAAGUAACAUUAGAGGAGAUUGUUUACCGUAUAUUAACCAUCCGAAAUUUUCUCGUCGUUCGGAGCUGCCUGUACUCUCUGCAAAUGAAUACAAUUUAGUAAAUAGAAAUUUAGUUUAUUCAUACAACGAACAGUUUGCUGGAGAUAGCUUAGAGCGGUCAGGCACCCCCUUUUCAGAUUUCUUUUCUGAGAGCGAAACUGGAACACCAGACUUUCAAAGCGAAGAGAGUGACAGUAGUGCAGGGUCAGUGUUGAAGAGAAAUACCGCUGAAGCGACGAAAACUUUAGCUGACGAGUGGGACCGCAUUGAAAGGACGCUAUACGAUGAGGAAGGCGAGAAGUGCACCCGUCCACAGAUUAUUGAGGAGUGUAAACAAUGGCAACAGUUGCAUCCACAAUUUAGGGUCAUUGGUAAAGGUAUAUCAAAACCAGACAGAAGACUGCAUUAUAGACAAAUUGAGCAUGAAGAGAUCAUUGCAAUGCAUUAUAGUGACUAUGAACAGUUCAGCGAGAGUGAAGAACGCCAAUCACAGAGCAGCACAGACGUCACACCAACAAAUUCACCUAGAAUCUCUGUUGAAGACAUACACAACACAAAACUUUCAAGGGAGAAAAUAUCUUACAGCAUAUAUGGAGCGGAUAUUGAAGUAUCAGACACUUUUAGCUCUCUCCUGCACAUCACUCCCAUCCAAAUCCGAAGUCCUUCACAUAAGAAGAAACAGGGUCAGUCUAUUCUCAGAUCAGACAUAGCUUCAUCCAAAUGGAUGAGGACUUAUCGGCCAGAUUCAUCUAUAAAUUUCGGAAGGAACAGUGCAAAGUCUUAUAUUUCAUUGGAUACAAAGAAUUUGUGUAAUGUUAAUUCAAUGGAACAUAAGAAAAAUAAUAGUAGAGUCUUUACAGCAAGGUUAAGGGACAUGUCUCACUUACAACCUUUGAAUUCUCCCGAUCUCCAACAUGGAAUAACUAAACUUCAAAAUGGAAUGCAGCCACAGUAUAAUAUCAGAAAAGUUUCACUACCUCCCUUGUUAUUAGAAGAAGAGAAGAAAAAGGUUUAUUUUGGAUCUGCUAAGAAACAAAGUAAAUAUCGAAAGAACAAUAAAAUGCAUCAUCUUGAUAAAUAUAAGCACUCAUAAUUUGUGAGUCUGAUAUAUAAAGGAAUUGAUGUUGUAUUGUUAAAUUUGUAUAUAGUAGUUUACAUUUUUUGUUAAACUUUACAAUGGACAGAAAUUAUGAUCACCUAACAUGAUCUAUAUUUACUAUUUUUAAAAUUUGCAAUUUGAUUUAAUAUCCACACUAUGAGAUAAACUUUAUU